GGCCUAGAGCAGCAGCCUGUGUACAGCUGGGCAUCCUGACUUCGCUCUCACUUCCUUGCAAUGGUUCGCCGUCAGUGAGUCGUACAGCGAACUCCCAUGAUGCCUCAGGUUGCGCAUGUGCAGAAAGGUGGCAGCUCAGGAAGAGGAAAAUAGAAAAAGAGCAGAGGGAGAGAGAGGAAAAUAAGAAAGGGAAAGCGCUCGGGAGAGAGGUGGUGGGCUCGGCGCUUGUAUAGAUACAGGAGCGGCCGGUUAAUGAGGGAGAGGGAGUAGCGGUGGGGCUGCUUGUUGUUACUUUAUUACUAGGCCCAAGCGCUCCGCAUAGGCCCAAGCUCGGGGGUUUCCUCUCCCUGACACCCAGGAACCCACUGUGAGUCCUAUCAGCUCCCUCUCACCCCUCCAUGGUGGCGCCGGGUAGCGGGGGUGGAGCAGUAGGGCGGCCAUGAACAGCGGACUCACCCAGUCCCCAUCCCCGGCAGUGGCGGCAGCAGCAGGUCCCGCGGGGAUUCCCGGGGCCAAACUCAAGUUCUGCCGCUACUUCGCCAAGGACAGGACGUGCUUCUACGGGGACGAGUGUCAGUUCCUACACGAUGAACAACUCGGGGGGAUCCACGGUAACGGCAACUCCCCGCUAAGCCUUCCCGCCGGGGGCCCAGUCGCUGUCUACCCGCAGCCCGUCACCCCUGUGGGGAAUAAGAAGAUGGAUCUGGCGGGACUGGAAGCUCAGCGCUUGGCCAUUCCUGGUUUAGAUGGCGGUGCUAUUCCAGACACCAGUCUAACAGAUUCCUACUUCAGCACCAGCUUUAUUGGUCUUAAUGGAUUCGGAAGUCCUGGUGAAGCUAACUACCCAAGAAUGCAGCAGAGAAUGACUAACAGCAGCAGCUCCCCCAGCCUCCUCAAUGACGGUGCUAAGCCAUAUGCAACACAUGACCCUUUAGGUUCGCCAGCCUCGGCAAUGUUUAACGAUUUUGGUGGUCUCACUAUGUCUCACCGGCGAAAGACUCCUAAUCCAACUGCAAGUGAGUUCAUUCCAAAGGGUGGUUCAACUUCAAGGUUAAGUAACAUGUCCCAGUCCAGCAUGUCUGCCUUUUCCCAAGCGCUGUUCUCACAUCCAUCCAUGGGAGGUCCUACUGGAGCUGGCCUUGCUCCAGGCAUGUCACUGUCCGCUGGAUCUUCUCCACUACAUUCCCCUAAAAUCACACCCCACACCUCUCCUUCUCCUCGAAGGAGGAGCCAUACGCCGAACCCUGCAAACUACAUGGUGCCUACCAGUGCCUCGACCCCUGUCACAAAUUCUGUCUCCCAGCCACCAGCAGCAGGAGAGAUCAUUCAGAAAGCAACUGUGGGUGGGACAACCUAUUUCUACACAGAUACUACUCCAGCUCCACUCACAGGAAUGGUUUUUCCAAACUAUCAUAUUUACCCUCCAACUGCACCACAUAUUGCUUACAUGCAACCAAAAGCAAAUGCACCUUCCUUCUUUAUGGCAGAUGAGCUGAGGCAGGAAUUAAUAAAUAGGCAUUUAAUAACAAUGGCUCAAAUCGAUCAAGCUGAUAUGCCAGGAGUACCUGCAGAAGUUGACAGCUACCAUAGCCUCUUUCCACUGGAACCACUGCCUUCUCCCAAUCGGAUUAAAACAAGCAACUUUGGAUAUAUCACGUCAUGCUACAAGGCUGUAAACAGCAAAGAUGAUUUGCCGUACUGUCUGCGCAGGAUUCAUGGGUUUCGCCUUGUAAACACCAAGUGCAUGUCUUUGGUUGAUACCUGGAAAAAAAUUCAGCACUCGAAUAUUGUCACCUUGCGAGAAAUGUUUACCACCAAAGCUUUUGGAGAACAUUCCCUUGUGUUUGCAUAUGAUUUUCAUUCUGGAAGUGAAACGAUGAUGAGCAGGCAUUUUAACGACCCAAGUGCAGAUGCAUAUUUCACAAAACGAAAAUGGGGGCAGCACGAUGGUCCAUUACCUCGACAACAUGCCGGUCUGCUUCCUGAAUCCCUCAUUUGGGCUUAUAUUGUCCAGCUGAGUUCCGCCUUGAGAACAAUCCAUACAGCUGGCUUGGCGUGCCGCGUUAUGGAUCCAACAAAAAUUCUUAUUACCGGCAAAACAAGGCUGCGUGUCAACUGUGUUGGAAUAUUUGACGUCUUGAAUUAUGAUGGAAGUCAGAAUAAUCCUGUGGCUUUAAUGCCUCAAUACCAGCAAGCGGACCUGAUCUCAUUAGGGAAGGUCGUAUUGGCUUUGGCUUGCAACUCUCUGGCAGGAAUCCAGCGAGAGAAUCUGCAGAAAGCGAUGGAACUUGUCACCAUCAACUACUCCUCUGACUUAAAGAAUCUUAUUCUGUACUUGCUGACCGAACAGAACAGGAUGCGCAGCGUCAAUGACAUCAUGCCAAUGAUCGGUGCUAGAUUUUAUACACAGUUGGAUGCUGCUCAGAUGCGCAAUGAUGUCAUAGAAGAGGACCUUGCAAAGGAAGUACAGAAUGGAAGGUUGUUCAGACUUCUGGCAAAACUGGGAACAAUUAAUGAAAGACCAGAGUUUCAGAAAGACCCAUCCUGGUCAGAAACAGGGGACAGAUACUUACUCAAGCUCUUUAGGGAUCAUCUUUUCCAUCAGAUGACAGAAGCCGGAACUCCAUGGAUCGACCUCAGUCAUAUUGUGUCUUGUCUUAACAAGUUAGAUGCUGGCGUACCAGAAAAAAUCAGCCUCAUUUCCAGGGACGAGAAGAGUGCCCUUGUGGUGACUUACAGUGAUCUCAAACGCUGCUUUGAAAAUACGUUUCAGGAACUGGUUGCGGCCGCGAACGGGCAGUUGUAGUAUUUGCUGAGGAGCAUGCGGAGCAUUGCCGAGGAACUCAACCAAUAGCAAAUUGCACUACAGCUGGUUUGUCGCUGUCGUCAUCUCAUUUUCACCACUGGGAAUCAAAACCGGAGAUGAGCAGAGCUGCUUGCACUUCAGUCAGGUACACUGUUACUUGAAAGGAAGAAUGUUUCGUUUAUCCUAGAGCUAUGGCUGCCAACGGAGGCUUUAUCUGUGAAGAAUUUUAUUUUAUAUAACGGAGCGUCAUCGGGUGAAUGAUGCUCCUGCUUUUAUUUUUCCACUUGCAUAUGCACUAAUUUUAAUUUUAAGACUUUCUGACCUUUUGAAGGUGCUUUCUUCUUUUCUUUUUUUUUUUUUUUUCUUUUUUUAAACUCCUCCUUCCUCCGCCAUGUAUAAACAUUUAACCAAGGACACUGUUUUGCCAUGAAGGAAGACGACAAUAUUUCUAUCUCGUGCCCCCAGUGGUGUAUAAGGACCAGGCAGAGGAGCGACUUCACAUAAACUGCUGUUUUAUAGACUUUUUUUUUUUUCAGUGUAGAAAUGAUGUAUGUAUAAGGUCUUUCCCAGCCCCCACUGGCCUUCAAUUGCUACCAAAUGGAUUGUGAGGAUAUAGGAAUAACUUAAAGGCGCACACACACGUGAACUAUUCUGGUGCCAGGCUGUUGCUCGUACUCAUUACCCGACUUCGGCUCUUUAAGGAUAUGCAUUUAAACUUCGGUUUCUGUAUAAAGACAAACACAGCCAGCGCCCUAUUGCAGUCUCUGUACGUAGGAUCUCCUGUUUGCCUGGCACAUGACAUUUUUGUUUCCUCUUUUCCUUAAAAGACACGUGUUCCAUUCUCUCCGAACCACAGCUUUAUAAUGAACCAUACACUGGAUACUGAGACACUGAUACUUAUACUCCAGGACACAUCGAUUCCCUGCACUGAGAGCGUGUGCAAUUCCUAAAAGCGAUUGGCUUUGCCUCGUACAGUACAAUAACCCACCGUUCCUACCGUGUUUGUAGCCCUCUCAACUAUCCGUUUUGUUUAAAAAAACAAUAUAUUUUUGUCUCCUUGCUAAAAAGUAUAGACCUUGUAGCUGUGAAUCGACACAAAGUAUUCACCAAAUUUCUUGCAGAAUAACCGAAUAUUUUUUAUUGCUUCUUAGAGGCUUCAUUUCUAAAGCGUUUUUGUUCUUUCGGGUGGGGUUGGGCUCUUUUGAGUAUUCGUAGCGUAAAAUAUUGAUGCUCAGCGUCAGGAACGACCGACAGAGUAUUGCGGCUGAAAUAAACGACACUUUGUUCAGAUUAGGAAAAAAAAAGCUUUACUAGAACUCUCACCUGUGCAUACGGGAGAACCAUGAACAUGCUUCACGCCAUUGUAGGAGAACGCACAUUCGUUUUGUAAUCGCCAUUAAAUGAGACGCGAGAGUGCAGCCUUACGAGGAUAGCGUACCGUUUGCCACAUCAUCAUUAUAUAAAUAUAUCUUUUUUUUUUUUUUUUUAUGUACAAGAAAUCCCGCCUUUGGGGAGAUAAACGAGCAGGAACAGUCUUUUAUCAUUAGCCUAAGCAAGAUCACGAGAAGCAGCUGGGUUUUUUUUAUAUGUUUUUGGAAGAAAAAAAAGAAAACCUUAUGGGUGUUUUUUUUUUGUAUAAAAGAAGUUCUUGUAUUCUAGAAAAGAGAUGCUUAAUUUAUAAGCGGACUGCAUUUACACUUUUCUGGGUUUUGUUCCUUGUCGGGUCUACUCUGCUGCAAGGACCUGAGGCGGGCUCAUAGCUUACAGGCCUUUCCAGCACCGCGUAUUAUAAAGGGGAUCAUACAUGUCCAUUUUGGUGUUUGUAUGUACUUAUACAUAUAUACCGAUUGGGUUUAUCUUUCCCUUUUAUUUAUAUUUUUCUUUUUGG
Messenger RNA from Xenopus laevis (African clawed frog), 4694 nucleotides. RefSeq names its product poly(A) specific ribonuclease subunit PAN3 L homeolog (gene pan3.L). Gene Ontology annotation, cellular component: nucleus; cytoplasm; PAN complex. Bases 440 to 2806 code for a protein of 788 amino acids. NCBI's taxonomy places the organism in Eukaryota, Metazoa, Chordata, Amphibia, Anura, Pipidae. The transcript is spliced from 18 exons. Gene Ontology annotation, biological process: nuclear-transcribed mRNA catabolic process, deadenylation-dependent decay; nuclear-transcribed mRNA poly(A) tail shortening; positive regulation of cytoplasmic mRNA processing body assembly. The record is from RefSeq and is a predicted model, not a curated record. Gene Ontology annotation, molecular function: metal ion binding; ATP binding; RNA binding.